AAGUUUUCCUAACGAAGUUUAAGUUACGAUGUUGACAUCUGAUUUUUUAUUCAUAUUUCUUACCUGAAUUGUUAUUUGAGUUAAGGAAUAUUUUUAAAGUCUUUGGAUUUAAAUCGUCAUCUUGUAGAAGUUUUCUUAUUUCAUUAUAUCUUUCUCGCAAUUAUUAUUAAUUAAUCAUUUCAUGUUUAAAAGAUGGCGUUUCUGACAUCUUGCUACAAACUCACCCGAUGGUCAUCGUUACUACGAUGUUCUUUUCUUUCAUAUUCAAAUGAAGCUGCACCAAGCGCGGUUCCAUACAAAUCCUUGAAAAGCAAAGAUGUUACUUCCCCUGUUUCAGUUCCGUCAUCUGCUGAUGUGGUUAUAAUUGGUGGUGGCAUUAUUGGUUGCAGUACUCUUUAUCAUUUGACUAAAUUAAGCUGCACAAAUGUUGUUCUGUUAGAAAAGGAUCAAUUGACUGCGGGCACGACAUGGCAUACUGCAGGAUUGAUUUGGAGGCUUAGACCGAAUGACACAGAUAUUCAAAUUCUCAAUCACACAAGGCAUUUACUAAAUGAUGUUUUGGAAAAAGAGACUGGUGUGCAUCCUGGGUGGAUUAACAAUGGAGGACUUUUUAUUGCAAAUUCAAAAGAUAGAUUAAUGGAAUACAAGCGACUGAUGACGAUUGGAAAAGCUUUUGGAAUUGAGUCACAUAUAUUAUCUCCUUCUGAAACCAAAAAGCUAUACCCGUUGCUGAAUGUUGAUGAUUUGUAUGGAACUUUGUAUAGUCCUGGAGAUGGUUGUGUGGAUCCAGCUGGAUUUUGUGUGUCUCUAGUACGAGGAGCAACUAAAGCUGGUGCAAAAGUCAUUGAAAAGUGUGCUGUAACAGGCAUUGACCUUGUUGAAAAUGAUUUUGGAGUGAGAAAAGUAAAUGCUGUGAACACAUCAUCUGGUGCCAUCAAAACAAACUGCCUAAUUAAUUGCACUGGUGUAUGGGCUCCAUAUAUUGGAGAAAUGGCUGGUGUGAAAGUUCCUUUGAUAGCUAUGAAACAUGCAUAUGUUGUAACAAAUAAAAUUGAAGGAAUUCAAAACAUGCCUAACACCAGAGAUCAUGACUUGUCAAUAUAUUUAAGACUGCAGGGAGAUGCACUUUCUGUCGGAGGAUAUGAAUCAAAUCCUAUUUUUUGGGAAAAAGUAGAUAAAGAUUUUGCUUUUGGGCUCUUUGAACUGGAUUAUGAUGUAUUUGGAACUCAUCUGGAAAAAUCUAUGCAUAGGCUUCCUGCAUUAGAGCAUACCGGAAUUAAAUCAACUGUGUGUGGACCUGAAUCUUUUACACCUGACCAUAAGCCUCUAUUAGGAGAAGAUCCUGUAAUUAGAGGCUUUUUUCAUGGCUGUGGCUUCAACAGUUUAGGAAUGAAUGGUGGAGGUGGUUGCGGACGUGAACUUGCCAGAUGGGUUGUUCAUGGACGACCUGAAUUGGAUAUGUAUGGUUAUGAUAUCAGACGUUUCCAUGAAAACAUGACUGACAACAAAAAGUGGAUAAAAGAACGUAGCCAUGAAUCAUAUGUCAAAAACUACUCUAUUGUUUUUCCUCAUGAUGAACCUCUGGCAUCCAGGAACAUGAGAAAAGAUGCAUUUCAUGAAGUAUUAUUGAAUGCUGGAUGUGUUUACCAAGAAAGGCUGGGUUUUGAGCGUCCAGGUUGGUUUUCUCCAGAUGGACCAGCUCCAGUUUUAGAGUAUGAUUUCUAUGGGAGUUAUGAAAAUAAAGAACAUGAGAACUAUGCUUAUUCAAAACGACUGCGUGAAGAUUACACAUUUGAAUUUCCUUAUCAUCAUGACAUAAUUGGGCAUGAAUGUUUAGGAUGCCGUCAAAACGCUGCUGUAUUUAAUAUGUCUUACUUUGGAAAAUAUUUCCUUACUGGGCCUGAUUCCCAAAAGGCUGUAAAUUGGAUAUUUUCUAACGAUGUUGAAAAACCUCCUGGUUCUACAACGUAUACAUGCAUGUUAAACAAGCGUGGGGGAGUUGAAGCUGAUCUUACAGUGAGCUCUAUUUUACCUGGUGAAAAUUCUGCUUGUGAUCCAUUUUUUGAAGGUAAUGGAUUUUAUCUUGCUGCUGGUGGUGGUGCUGCCCAACAGAACCUUUCUCACCUUCGUAAAGUUAUUCAAGAUGAAUCUUUUAAUGUAUCGAUUUCUGAUAAAACUGAAAAUUUAGGUUUGCUAAGUAUUCAAGGACCUAAAAGUCGAAAUGUAUUGCAAUCACUAACUGAUACGGAUCUUAGUGAUGAAAAUUUCCCCUUUUCCACAAACAAGAUUAUUAGUUUUGCUGGUCAUAAAGUUUUAGCCAUUAGGUUGUCAUUUGUUGGUGAAUUAGGAUGGGAACUUCAUAUUCCAUAUGAAAGUUGUUUACCUGUUUAUAAUGCUUUAAUGGAUAAAGGGAAAGAAUAUGGUCUUAUAAAUGCUGGCUACAGAGCGAUUGAUUCAUUGAGUAUAGAAAAAGGCUAUAGGCACUGGCAUGCAGAUCUUCGUCUGGACGACACUCCACUCGAAGCCGCAUUGGGAUUCACCUGCAAAUUGAAAUCGCAGACGCCUUUCCUAGGAAGAUCUGCCCUCGAGAGGCAGAAAAAACAAGGGUUGAAGAAGAGGAUUGCCUGUUUCACCAUCGACGAACAUGCUCCACUAUGGGGUUUGGAAGCCAUCUGGCGCAAUGACCGCGUCGUCGGCUUUAUUAGGCGCGCUGAGUAUGGCUUUGCGAUUGGCAAGAGCAUCGCCUACGGCUACGUCACAGACCCGGAUUCCGAAGUAGUCAGUCCGGACUAUCUCCGAUCCGGCAACUACAAGUUGGAGUGCAUGGGCGUCCAGUAUCCUGCCACAUACCACAGCAAAUCGCCUUUCGAUCCCAAGAAUCUAAGAGUCAAAGGAGAUUACCGGGAACCAUUGCCGAUUGAUGUGAAAUAAUACAAGGUGCUAUGAAGAGAAGAAUAUUUUUGAUAUGAAUGUAUUUUUAUAAUAAAAAAUUGCUUAAUU
This is a messenger RNA of Uloborus diversus, 3000 nucleotides long. Its product is annotated as sarcosine dehydrogenase, mitochondrial-like. The record is from RefSeq and is a predicted model, not a curated record. The coding region runs from base 193 to 2931 and encodes 912 amino acids. Gene Ontology annotation, cellular component: mitochondrion. Gene Ontology annotation, molecular function: oxidoreductase activity; protein binding. NCBI's taxonomy places the organism in Eukaryota, Metazoa, Arthropoda, Arachnida, Araneae, Uloboridae. The transcript has 19 exons.